Molecule: messenger RNA, 780 nt
Organism: Doryrhamphus excisus (bluestripe pipefish)
Lineage: Eukaryota; Metazoa; Chordata; Actinopteri; Syngnathiformes; Syngnathidae
Gene: vkorc1
Product: vitamin K epoxide reductase complex, subunit 1
Biological process (GO): blood coagulation; vitamin K metabolic process; peptidyl-glutamic acid carboxylation
Molecular function (GO): vitamin-K-epoxide reductase (warfarin-sensitive) activity
Source: RefSeq, a predicted model, not a curated record
ACAGACCCAGUCUCAGCCCCCACAGUGGCAGCAGCACAUCACUUCUUCCUGGCUGGUAUCGGAGGGGUCAUUUUUGGUGGAUUAAUCAUGGCAGCAUCAGGAAUACCCGCGUGGGAGAGGAAAGCCCGCAUGUUUUUGGGCGUCUUUGGCUUAAUUUUGUCUAUUUACGCUCUUCACGUGGAAUUAUCCCGCGAGCACGACCCCGAGUACAGAGCGAUGUGCGAUCUGGGGGAGUCUGUGAGCUGCUCCAAAGUGUUCACCUCCAGAUGGGGACGUGGUUUUGGCUUGGUGCAGUUCUUUGUCCCCAAAGAUAGCCCUCUGAACCAGCCCAACAGCGUACUUGGCCUUGUGUUUUAUACUCUGCAGCUUGGCCUGGGUCUGUCCCUUUCCAAAAAAGCGGCUCUCAUCCUGGUGCUGUCGUCUUGGGUUUCUGUGGCCGGCUCGCUCUACCUGGCCUUUAUUCUGGCCUUCGUCCUGGGGGACUUCUGCAUGGUCUGCGUAUCGACAUAUGCAGUCAAUUUUGCCUUACUCUACACCAACGUCAAGCGAAGGAGCGCCAUAGAAGGACAGAAGGUGAAGGCAGGAUAAAGUAAGAUGUUCCAUUCAGCACCUAUGGUGUUUUUUUUGCCUUGUUUACACCUGCUGAGACUUCACACCAAACCAGGACUCAUCUCCAUUCUUCAAUCAGUCAUGUUGUUUAACUGUCAUUAUACAGUCUGAUGUGAUUACAUUCAACCGUACUUCUCAAAAUAGAUAUUAAAAACAAAUUGUUUUUAAAAA